Messenger RNA from Paramecium tetraurelia, 716 nucleotides. RefSeq lists its product as uncharacterized. The transcript has 5 exons. The record is from RefSeq and is a predicted model, not a curated record. NCBI's taxonomy places the organism in Eukaryota, Ciliophora, Oligohymenophorea, Peniculida, Parameciidae.
AUGGAUAAUUAUUUCACAAUCAUAAGUUUACUUGGACUUAGAAAUUAGAAUCUACCUCCAUUUAGAGAAGCUCGUUUGAAGAGAUACAGAUCGAUCAAGAAGAUGGUUGAAUUGAUUGAGACAGCUGGAUGGACUUAGCCAAAAGUGCCAUUCAAUGCCUUUUGCUUGAGUUCUCAAGAUCCCGAGUGGGAAGAUGAUAUGACCUAUCCCGUUAUAGAGUAUAAUAAGUUUGGGUAUUAGGCUAUGGCUUUUGGAAUGAAUUUGUUCCUGUAUGCAUACAAUUAUAAUGUGAUAACACAAAACAUCAGAUUCAGAACUUUUAGAUACUUAUUCCCUGUUGUUUAGUGUUUUAUAUUUGGCAGAAUAUAUUUCGAAUACAAAUCUGAAUUAACAAAAGUCAAUUUGUUCGAUGAGUAUGUUCAAUUAAGAGCAUAGGAGUUGGUGAAGGAGAACGAGUUUCUUUUGGAACACGAAGACAUCAAGAGAUUCGUGUGGUGGUAUGAGGAUUACAAGGAGACAUUAUGCAGAGUCCAUAGACAAGCUAAUGAUCACGCAGCCACUGACUUCAAAGACUCUGAAUUGAUAUUGCAAGACUUUAUCCGCAGAUACACAAAUCCCAAUUCAGCAAGACCACUCAAUAUUUAAGAGAAAGGAGUUUUAUUCUGAAAUUAUUAUUCCAAAAUAAAUAAAUAUUUUACACACAAUAACAUCGUAUA